UGUGUGUGCUAUGCUCUCAGUGGUGUCUGACUGACAGCCACUCUGCUCGCAGAGGUCAGUGUGACAGUCCUCCCAUCACUCUCACCAUCUGAUGAGGAGUGAAAGGGAGAGUAGACGGGUUGAGGAGCACGGCCCGAUGUUUCUUUCACCUUCCACGCUGAACCCGAUGAGGGAACUGGGGACAAAGUACAAAGAAAGAGAGGCCGAAGGAGCCCAACCCCCCGUUUAACCCCUGCAUGAUGGCGUUCCUGCAGCAGAUGCGCUCCCCUCGCCUCUCCUUCAUCCAGACCGUUGUGUCUCUCAUCACGGGGGGCUUUGCCCUCAUGUCCUCCUACUGGUGCGUGGGUAAACAGAAGGUGCCCAAGCCACUCUGUUCGCCCAUCAAGCAGAGCGACUGCAUCCCCGUUCCCGGCCUCACCAACACCUCCACCAUCCAGUUCUCCUGGGUGACGGGGGACGACCGCUUCGUCUUCCCCACCUUCCAUACUGGCCUGUUCCUCAUCUGCGAGGAGAACAUCUACACAGACGCGUGGGAGGAGAAGUGUCGAGGGUUUUAUAUUUUGACUCCAGGAUCAGAAAAAGCGAUGAUGUGGCUGUCUCUAUCGCUGGAGAUCAUGUAUGUCGGCCUGCUGUUCAUCAGCUGCACACUGCUGUCCGUGCAGUUGUGUAUCCGGACCUGUUGCCCCUCCACGCAGCGCUGGGGCCAGCUGCUCAACGCUUUCGCUGCUGUCUUCACGGUCCUGGGAGGUCUGCUUGGGAUGGUGGGUCACAUGAUGUUCAUGCAGGUGUUUCAGACCACCGCCUCAAUGGGACCAGAAGACUUCAAACCUCACAGCUAUGGCUACUCCUGGGCGUUCUACAUGGCCUGGUUUGCCUUCACUGUCUGCAUGUCCGCCGGUGUCUCCACCCUGAACAACUACACCAAGAAGGUCCUGAUGGUGGGGCCCAGACACAGCUCCAGCCUCAACGCCUGCAGCUUUAACUUCGUGGGGCUCCUGCCACCUUAUUACACCCCUGCUAACCCAGCCCUGGCCUGUCCCCCGUCUCCCCCCCGGAUCUCCCACUUGUCUCCCUACUACGAGCCCCCCACGGCAGAGUCACCGGCCUCCGGUGCGAGGCUCAAGCACUCCCACUCCCUGCCUCUCCCCCACUCACACUCCUUCCCUCCUCCCCCCUCCCUCCCUGCGCCCUCCUCCCCGUUCCACCGCCUCUCGCUCCCCUCUCCGUCUCCGUCACACACCCCGUCCGUCUCCGUCCACCUGAGCCUACCGGGACACCAGGAGAGCCAUUACGAGCCGGAGGACUACAGCCCACUUUAAACCAGUGGAGUGAGUCUUAAGUCUGAAUUAAGUCCAUUUAUUGAGUCCAGGGACUCAAUAAAUCCAGGGAAUCAGCUGUGAUAACAAUCGCUCAGUUCUAAUAGAGAAGGAAAGUGUAACAACAAUUGUUUUACAAACUGAACAUAUAGCACAGGAAUGCUUCAUAAACUGUAUUAUUUAGAAACAAAUCUUACUAAAACUAUUUUCAAUUGUCAUAGUUUAAACUUCUGAUAUCUUCCUUUGGCUAAUGCUCAUAAUUGUAAUAAAUGUGAUCAUCAGAC
This is a messenger RNA of Etheostoma cragini (Arkansas darter), 1600 nucleotides long. Its product is annotated as germ cell-specific gene 1-like protein. Gene Ontology annotation, cellular component: plasma membrane. NCBI's taxonomy places the organism in Eukaryota, Metazoa, Chordata, Actinopteri, Perciformes, Percidae. The transcript is spliced from 6 exons. Bases 237 to 1319 code for a protein of 360 amino acids. The record is from RefSeq and is a predicted model, not a curated record.